This is a messenger RNA of Epinephelus moara (kelp grouper), 7351 nucleotides long. RefSeq names its product voltage-dependent calcium channel gamma-4 subunit-like. Gene Ontology annotation, cellular component: AMPA glutamate receptor complex; voltage-gated calcium channel complex; postsynaptic density membrane. NCBI's taxonomy places the organism in Eukaryota, Metazoa, Chordata, Actinopteri, Perciformes, Serranidae. Gene Ontology annotation, molecular function: voltage-gated calcium channel activity; channel regulator activity. The transcript is spliced from 4 exons. The record is from RefSeq and is a predicted model, not a curated record. The coding region runs from base 404 to 1423 and encodes 339 amino acids. Gene Ontology annotation, biological process: postsynaptic neurotransmitter receptor diffusion trapping; positive regulation of synaptic transmission, glutamatergic; transmission of nerve impulse.
CUUUAAUAUUGAAUAGUAAACAGUUAAGAAGCUGCAGCCGCAUGUGCUCGAUAUAAAUGUCAUGAAUUUGCUUUAUAUUUAUCAGAAAAGUCUACUUAAUCAAGGGAUUUCCAUUUUUUCCCUCAUCCCCACCUGUGGCAGGAAUUGAAGAUGUGUCCAGACAACUCAAAGGGAUUCAACGGAAGCUGCGACCGUAUCAAACUCGGAAACUUGGAUUGAACUCCGACUGAAGUUCAGGUAGAGAGAGGACCGCUGAUCGAACAGUUUUAAGGAUCGACACUUGGCUUGGUGAGAGGAAAAAACGCGAGACGCGUGCGCUUUCCUCUGACCAUGAUCAUGGGCACCAUGCGCUCCUCGCCGUGUGCGUAAGCUGCUGUGGAGGAUUCACACAUUAUGAGACGCCAUGGCAUGGUGUGACCGAGGGGUUCAGACUCUGCUGGCCAUCGCGGGGGCCUUCGCCGCCUUUAGUCUCAUGACCAUCGCCAUCGGCACCGACUACUGGCUUUACUCCCGGGCUUACAUCUGUAACGCCACUAACGCCACCACGGACGAGUCCCAGAUGCAAACCAAGAAAGUCAAAGGCGACCUGACGCACUCCGGGCUGUGGAGGAUCUGCUGUAUCGAAGGUAUCAACAAAGGAAGCUGUUUUCGGAUCAAUCAUUUUCCAGAGGAUAAUGACUACGAUACAGACAGCUCAGAGUACAUCUUACGUAUAGUGCGUGCAUCAAGCCUAUUCCCCAUCCUCAGUAACGUUCUGCUGAUGUUGGGUGGCCUGUGUGUCGGGGUUGGACGCGUCUACAACAACAAGAACAACAUCCUGCUCAGCGCUGGCAUUCUGUUUGUGGCUGCAGGCCUGAGCAACAUCAUCGGCAUCAUCGUCUACAUCUCCAGCAACGCCGGAGAUCCCAGUGACAAGAAAGACGAGGACAAGAAGAACCACUACAACUACGGCUGGUCCUUUUACUUUGGCGCCCUCUCCUUCAUCGUGGCCGAAGCAGUGGGCGUCCUCGCGGUCAACAUAUAUAUCGAGAAAAACAAAGAGACACGCUUCCGAGCCCGGCGUGACUUCAUCAAGACCACCUCCUCCUCUUCGCCAUACUCACGCAUCCCAAGUUACCGUUACAGACGAAGGCGCUCACGCUCCAGUUCGAGGUCGAGUGACCCGUCCCGCGACCCCUCUCCAGUGGGGAUGAAGAUCGGUGGAGGAAGUGGUGGAGCAGGAGGAGGAGGAGGAGGAGGGUUGGGGAUGGGUUUGCCAAUGGGGGAUAUAUCUCUGUACGCCCUCAGUAGGGACCCUCUGAAGGGCGGAAGUGCGACUGCAGGGCCCUACAGCCCAGAGAGGGACUCUGGGUUUUUACAAGUCCACAACUGCUUUCAGAAGGAUGUGAAAGAUGGAGUGAACAGGAGGACCACGCCGGUAUGAGGUCAGGAGUGUAUGGCUGUGUAAAACAAUAGGCUUGAUGGAGCACAUUAGAUAUUGUACAGCUGAUGAGAAAGGACAACUCCUCCCCGGGGCUGUUCAGGCAGCGGCAAUGUUGAAAGGUCAGGCCUCAAAAUUGUUUUUCCGUUGCGUCCCUCUGUGACAGAAAAGUGCCAAUCUGUGUUGCAUUUGGAGGAAGAGGGAAGGUGAUAUCAGAACAACUUUUUACGAUAUCUAAAAUGUGACUGCAGACCGUUUGUAGCAACAUUUGAAGAGUUUAAUUCUAAAAUGUGAUACCCACCAUGUGUGAGUGACUUCUCCUCCUCCUCCUGAAAAAUAUCGUAUAUCUUCGGGUAUUCUUUACAAGAUAAUUGCUUGAUUAAAGAAUUAAGCUUUUAUAGACUUGAUGCUCAAUAUAAUACAGAUUCUGAAUAUUGAACUUCAGGUAAUGAUGUUUUGUAUAGCAUUUUGGAAAAGAACGUAUUUCUUUUAUUCUGAGACAAAAAGAUGUUUGUCUCCAAAGUUGUUUGCUCAAAUGAAGUGAUUCAUGUGAUUGUUUGAGUAUUAUUGUAUUGUAUUUGUUUGUAACUUAACACAACUGGUGCUAACUUAAUCUGUACACCUUUGAUAGUCUUAAGCCUUCUCAACUGCCAUUUAAAUACUCCUACUGUAUCUCAAUAACCUCUCUCUUAAGCUUGUGUGAGUCAGGUGGUAAAUAUGUGUGCUGCGGUAUGUGAAAUGUGUGUUAUUGCUCUGAGACACUGCCACGCUAUGACACAUAUGGAUUUCUGUAGAUAUAUAGCGACAAAAAUAAACAAGGCACACAGUAAUGUCAGUACAUUCCAGUAUGCUGUGUGAUAUAUCGGUGUAAACAUUGUUUGUACAGACUGUGCCGUUUGCUCUCCAUUCGCUCAGGGACGAUGUAUGGACACAAAUGAAUCUUUCUCACUUUUAGAGAUGUAGAGCUUAUCACGAGAGAGAACAAAUAUGUUUCAGUUGUUUUCCUUAUCUAAGCCAGACAGACUGUUACUGUGUGUAAAAACAGAGGUGAGAUCACGCUGUGUGUGUUGCUGUUAAUUAACAUGUGUCUGUACUGCCUUUGUGUUAAGAAGGUUUUUGAUAUAUUUGUAGUCGAUGCGGAACUUCUAUUCAAAGUAUUUCUGUAGUCUUAUUGCCCCAUAUCAAUUUGUUGUCAUUAUAAUUUCAAAGGAAUUGAGAGUUUGUGUUACGUGACGUCCUGAAUUUGACAGCUGUCUUUGCAUGACAUUGAAAAAUGGCAUUAUUAUGGCAAUGGAUGGCUACAUCUGUACGCAUAUCCAGUUAAUCUCUUGAUCUGUUCGGGGGUUAAAGGGUGAGUUUGGCAUUUUUCAUCUUGGUCCCUGUUUUACAUGUUUUUGUGUCUAACUGACUAAUGGGAACAAUUUUUGAAAUUGGUCCAGUAUUGAGUGAGAGCACUGCAGCCAGCAGCCGUGAAACAGAAUGCAAUGUAACCACUUGGGGGCAAUUAUACACUGUGAAUUUAUGCUCAAUCACAGUGCUUGUUUUUGCCUCUGACAGGCUCAGAUUAUUAUUCUAAGUGUCUGAGAAUAUUGUUGAAAGGAUUCCUUACAGAGAUAGACCUUUUUGUGAAAGAGUAAGAUCCUUUUUGUUAACCAGAAACAGUCUCAGUUUGCUAUCGUUAAAUCCACCAGACUACAUUUAAAUAUAUAGUAAUUUUAGUGAGUAGAGAGCUAGAAUAUUUUCACAUCUAACUGAGUUAAUUAAGGGUUUAUUUCAACUAAACCAGAGUUAGUGAUGUCGUACUAGUGGAAAGACAAAGUAAGAUGGCUUUUGUGAUUUUAUUUUGUUUUUGUCUACUUUUGAUAAAGUGUGUCUUACAUUUUUAAAAUGAUCGUUUAUUUAAAUGGAGUCUGGUGGGUCUGGUGAUGGUGAUUUCAGGGCUGUUUCUCAUUAAAUAAACAGGAUUUUAUCCUUGAUAAAAGCUUCUAUCUCUGUAGGGUAAUUUCCAUAAUGCUGUUGGACACUUAUAUGAAAAAUCUGAGCUCAUCAGUGGCAUAAACAAGCACAUUUAGAAGAUAUAAAUUGACCGUAUGAACAUGCCCUUAGUGUUUAGACUUAGACAUAAAUGGGAAAAUAGGAUCCAGCUAAGUCCAAAUUUAUCCUUUAGUGCAAAAAGUUGUUUUCUUCUUUGUAUGUUAACAAGAAAAUAAUGACAAUAAAGGAAACUGAACAACAGCAACAUGAAACAGAAAAUACAUUUUGUCACAUUACAAUGAGACUCGGGGGGAACAGGACAGAUGACAGUCAUUUUACAUGCAAUAAACAAAUUGUGUUAUAUGGUUUAAUUUUGUUGUGCAAGGUUUCUGUGAUUUUGUCUAGAGUGGAGUGUUCUGUUGACAAAUUGAGCCAGUGUUAUAUGAUCGUUUUAGCCGCAGUUAAUGCUAUUAGUGUUGUGUGACAUUAAGUGCAGAGAGGUUACCCAGGGGUGACAUGGUUGGACUCAUGGGGAUGCUGAGGCAGAAUAUCUGGGAUAGCUUGCUCUUGACCUCCGACCAGUAAGAUCAAAGCGCGCAGAGCGUGAUGGCAUCUGUUGCAUGUGGACAGUUAGGGCAUUUUGUAGUACCAGAGAAUCCCACGAGGAAGAGUUGUCUUAGCCCUGUGAAGAACCUUUGUUGCAUUAAUUGGAAAGUGUUGGAAAAUGUCUUGUCGCAUUAUACUUGAUAUCAAUGUAGGUACUGAUACACUGUUUUUGUGAUGAGAAAAAAUAUACAUAUAUAUACAUUUUCGGGGCCUUCAGUGACUUUAAUUAUGGAUAGGUGUAUCAUUAUGGAAAUACUGAUGUUUAGUUUCUCCCUCUUUCAGCUGGUCAAAGGUCAUGAACAAGCCGCCACUGAACAGGUGCCCCACCCAGGCUGACACCUCCCCUCUGCUCCCAUGCUGUGAAGAACAAAAAGAACCCUAACCCUAACCCUAACCCUCAGUCAGGACUCUUUCCAUUCAGCCACAUGCUCUGACUUUUAUUACAUCACAUUAAAUACCAGCUAUCCUAAAUAGUGACUGCUGAGGCUCAACUAAUUACACUUAACUUCAGUUUUAGACUUGCUUGUGGUUUAAUGCAAAAAUAUGAACAAAGAAUUGGUCCACUGCGUUUGUUUUUCUCUAUAGAGGAAGUAUUUAGCUAAUGACGCGGGGCUGAUGGGCCUGCUAGGCUCUGCUAUGAAACUGUGUGGCAGACAGUCAGGCAACCACAGGGUGUUAAAGGAAAUCGGCAUCAGCCAACUUAAUGCUUGACUGAACUAACAGGCUCCCAAAUGCUCAUCCAGACUUCAAAAAGCUUGUCUCCUUGUCUCCGAACAAAAGCCGGAGCAAAGCAAGCGUUGUGUGUGUGUGUGUGGAGGGUUAGUAAAAGUUCAAAUUACUCAUUCUUGGUAUAAUACAUGCUCGACUGGGUUCCAUGUCAGCUCCAUGGUUUGUUUCCCAGUUGAAUAUUUUUAGCAGCAGUUGGAAUUGGCUUAAUUUGGUUGUUGGUUAGUGAAUCAGUGUCACAGCGGUUGCCAUGCGUACUUAAAUGACAGUGCCAUGAGAGGGCAUGUAGUUUGUGUGAAAUCUCUCUCCCAGCUACUGUUGUCAUUCAAGUCACUGACGCGGACAAGGGGAAGCCUCGAAUUAGAAUUGACUUAUUUUCAUUCUGCGUGUGUCUGAUGUAUCUUUGUCAUGCCACACCAGUCUGAUGACCUUGUUUUCCAUUCCAGCCCUGAAUUUGAGCAAUUCCUCUUCACCCCUGUCCUCUGUCCAUCACCCAGGCUGUUAAGCCCCAUGCAUUUGAAUGCCAUGGACCCUCACUGGUAUUUUCAUCCACAAUAAAGCUGCGCCUCCACUCCCUCCUGUCGUGCGCCAGCAAAAUGUCUCCUCCAGUAAUUGAGAGGAAAAUGGCGGGGUCACUUCUCCAUGCAGUCACAGAAGUAGCCAACGUGCUUGUUAGCAUCGGUACCUUGCUGUGCAGGGCGGAUAAAAUAACGCUUUGGGAUCUCAACUCAGGUUCUGCCUUUGUAACUUGAUUUGCUGGCAUGACAAAUGGUUCAGCACCCUUCAUGGUUCACACUUCAGCUAUGUUUAUACUGAACCUGAUACACCCGACGCCAUAACAAAACAUUUACAGCCAGCAAUGAUUUCUUUAAAAAGCACUUUAACAGCUGUAAUUUUAGUUGAAGAUAUUUUGAAUUUAAUUAUAGGUCAUAUGUCUCCUCUUGUAAGGAGAAAUGAUUUGUGCUCAUUGCUGAACAAUAUAAUUACAAGUACAAUUUGCAGGUGUAAGUGUUACAACAAUUCAUUACAAAUCUGGCAUACAUUUGUAUAAAACAGAGCCAUUAACCUGACAUUAGAUUUUCUGUCAUUAAAUAAUGACUUAUUGACCUCAUUUUAAGCCCUCUUGAAGAUAUUUGUGCACACAGAGAUAAGAUCUUUAUCAAACACAGGAAAAAACAACAUGUUUUUCUUUUCUAAAACCACAAUGUCUGACUAGAAUAAUGUCAUUAACUGUCGCCAGUGGUGAGAGCAACAUUGAACACCAUGUUGCUGCUUGGAGAGCCAUUUUAUUCAUUCAUAUGAGGGAAUAACUGUUAACAUGUUAAUUUAAUAUUUUGAGAUCUUCACACUGUUUAUUUGCACACCAUGUAUUUAGAGGUGACAGGAUGGAUGUUAAAGCCCGAUGUGAUUUCCUCCUGAGUGAUCCCAUCUCCGCAGGCAGCGCCCUCUCCUCCCUUUGAAAAUUUAAAGUGACUGAGAUUUCUCCCAGCAGGUGGGCUUGAUUCCUCGCUCCCUGUUGAUAUAUCGGUGCCAUACUGUCGAUCCAGGAACCACAGGUGUCCAUUACCAUUACCAUGACAUCUGUCACUGUGCUAAGACUGGAUUUAGCCGGCAGAAGUUAGAGCUUAACCUUUUUUUAUCCGCUGUGGCACAUGAAAAACAGCAGACCGUCAUGGCUGUAAUUUUUGCAAUGUUUGCAGAAAUGCAGCAUAUCUGAGAACAAGCAGAAAUCACCUGCUUUAAACCUGUGAAUAUGACCUAAUCAGCUCUUUCAACACGUUUGACAGGAGGUGAGAAUAAGUCCUCAUGACAUGACGACACAAUGACAAGAUGUCUUCUCCCCAGUAAACAUUAACAAGGUUAAAAAUAUGAGGGGCAAUUAAAUAAAUCACUGGUGUGCAUCAAUGUUUUUUUUUUUCAGAUUGGUUGAAAAAAUAUUAAAUCUGCCUUUUUAAAAUGGGUCGAGAGUUGACAGCUAAGCCAUACUUAAUGUGGAAUAUUAUCCAACAAAGAGAAAUGUUCUCCCCUCAUCCUAAAAUGGCCCUAAAUCAAUACUACCGUACUUCGUUGUUUUAAAGCGGUACAGUGUAGCAGCAGUGUUGUGUGUGUUUGGCAAACCUCACCCCAAAAGUUCCUGUACUUUCAGAAAAUACUACCCUCUAAUCAGAGACUUUUUGGGAGGUAAAAAGUAGUCAUUUAGAUCCUGGUCCCAGCAGCCGAAAUGCAAUGAGAUCUUGAUCAUGAGGAAAGUUCCUGCUGUCAAAAAGGGGCUCAUGAUAUCAGGAGAAUCAGAUGGUUAUAAUAAAGGAUUUCGAAAUGGUGGUGAAAAAAGAAUCAGAAUUUUAAAGUCAUAGCUGUGAGAUUGGUACAGAGAGAUUUUUGGUGUGUUCUUUUAGUCGUUUUAUCUUUAAUUGUGCUUCAUACACCUUCAACCCUCUAUGGUCUGCGUGUCUGUUUCAGUUGAGGGCUUGUAUUAUGGGUGAAAUGGCAACAUAUAUAAUUAAUGUAUAUUAUACGAUACAACAGAGUCUGUAAAUACAAAGUGUCUAAUUAUUUCCAUGAAAGGUUUGUAAUGUAUCAUUUUGCUGAUAAAUUACUCUGAAAUAAAAAAAGAGUGACUGGAAA